This is a messenger RNA of Hibiscus syriacus, 1135 nucleotides long. RefSeq lists its product as uncharacterized. Gene Ontology annotation, molecular function: ubiquitin binding. Gene Ontology annotation, biological process: autophagosome assembly; nuclear membrane reassembly; Golgi organization. Lineage: Eukaryota; Viridiplantae; Streptophyta; Magnoliopsida; Malvales; Malvaceae. Gene Ontology annotation, cellular component: nucleus; cytosol. The coding region runs from base 47 to 1135 and encodes 362 amino acids. The record is from RefSeq and is a predicted model, not a curated record. The transcript has 10 exons.
AACUUUUGCUUGUCCUUUCUAUUUUUAUCAGAAAAAGAAUUGAACAAUGGAACACGAAACUCAGCAGCAAGGAAAUCCCAGUAACCCAACUGCCGAUCAAAACGCUGCUUUGAUCAACUCCUUCAUCGAAAUCACUUCUUCUUCCAAAGAAGAAGCCCUCUUCUUUUUGGAAUCCCACCAGUGGGACCUGGACGCCUCCGUUUCCACCUUCUUCGACAGCAAUUCUACCGCCGCACAACAACCGCGCUCAAUCGCGCCUCCCGUCUCUGGCGCCGUUAACAACUCUCCGACUUCCUCACCCUCUGAUUCCGCUGAUUAUUCUCCCUCGCAAUCGCCUUCUAGGUCCCGCUCCCCUUCUCCUGCCCGCCCUUCUCGCCCCCCUUAUACGCUUAGGUCGCGUCGCAACGCUGAUAAGAAACCGUCUGGUAGCGACGGAAGCAACGCUCGUGGCGUUCGUACCCUCGCCGAUCUGAACCGGUCCCCUCCUGGUGGGUCCGACAGCGAUUCUGAUGAAGGCCAGGAUUAUUUCACCGGCGGUGAAAAAAGUGGGAUGGUGGUUCGAGAUCCUUCGAAGCAUCACGAUGUGGACUCGAUUUUUAAUCAAGCGAGACAAGCAGGAGCGGUGGAAGGAUCUGAUUAUAUUGCAGAUAGGGUUGAGAAGGUUGCUGAAACCAUCCAAAGAUUGGAACAGGGUGAUCUGAAGCUUAGAGUGCAGACUUUGGAAGCUGAAAGGGCUUUCCAACGUGUUAAUGUUGUUCAGAAGACAAUAGGAAGUGAAGUUUCUUUUUCUUUGGGUAACAUUAAGUUCUCUUACAUGCAUCCUUCCAUAGAGAACUUCGAAAGUGAUGGGAUUUUUGACAAUGGAGUUCAUGAGUUGCAUGAUGUGCAUGCUUUUCAUGUAAUCGUUGUAAUGGUUUUGAUGAUUCUGAAGGAUUUUCUGUUAUGGGUUGACAAGGAUCUUGGACCUUGGGGUCCACUUGUGAUGGUUGUUGCUUACUUUCCUUUCACACUUAAAGCUUUUGCAUUGAAAGCCAUUGUUCAGGACAUGGCAGGGUUGAUAGGCCAUGAAUUGGAGAUUAAGCUUGAGGAGUACAGUAGUGGGCAGCCUACUACAAAUUGUUCUUUCCCAUCUUAG